Messenger RNA from Schizophyllum commune H4-8, 3614 nucleotides. Its product is annotated as phospholipid-translocating P-type ATPase. The coding region runs from base 100 to 3549 and encodes 1149 amino acids. NCBI's taxonomy places the organism in Eukaryota, Fungi, Basidiomycota, Agaricomycetes, Agaricales, Schizophyllaceae. Gene Ontology annotation, molecular function: magnesium ion binding; ATP hydrolysis activity; ATP binding. The transcript has 16 exons. Gene Ontology annotation, biological process: retrograde vesicle-mediated transport, Golgi to endoplasmic reticulum; phospholipid translocation; endocytosis. Gene Ontology annotation, cellular component: plasma membrane; endosome; trans-Golgi network. The record is from RefSeq and is a predicted model, not a curated record.
CCGCCUCUCAUCCCGUGGCGGCGGCACGGGCUUUAUUCAUUCGGGCGUGUCUGUAGGCCGCCGAAUUCUUACACUAAAGCCUGCGAACGACCGCAUUACAUGGCGGAUAUUCCGCUAAACUCACUACGGACGAAUAAGUCAUCGCGCGCAGGCUACAAUCGACUCGGCGACGGGACGGAGGAAGAUUCCGGAACCACGCAGACGCAUACAAGACAGAGCGCACAGACGAAACAGAUGCGGAAAUCUGCACUUACUGCAGCGAACGCGUCGCGGAGGAAUGGGAAGCUGAGGAAGGGCCGGUAUGCGGACGAUCCGGAGGAGGAAGCGGGGUUGUUAGGCGCCGAGGACUAUCAGGAGGAGCAUGACGAGCGGGGGGAACUGAUUGCAGAUGACGCGUCUGUGAAUACCCAGACGAAGGUACCGCUGCUGAAGACCUCAUCCGUGAAGGAUAAGUCAAGGACGGUGCCUUUCAGACCACCAGAGAAGUUCCAGGCCAAGUUCUCGCCAAAUAUCGUGCGGAACCAGAAGUACAACCUGUUCACCUUCUUCCCCAUCGUAUUCUACGAGCAGUUUAAGUUCUUCUUCAACCUCUAUUUUCUACUCGUUGCGCUCUCCCAGUUCAUACCCGCCUUGAAGAUUGGCUAUAUCGUCACCUAUGUCGCCCCCCUCGCCUUCGUGCUAUGCGUCACCAUGGGCAAGGAGGCCUACGACGACUACAAGCGCAACCUCCGCGAUCGCGAGGCCAACUCCGCCAAGUACCUCAUCCUCACCCCGCCUAGCCAGGCCGAAGAAGAGUCCGCGUUGACCGCGGACGCAUCCUACCUCGACACGCACAUCAAUACCCGCUCUGUACCCUCAUCCUCCCUCCGCGUCGGCGACCUUAUCCGACUCGAGAAGAAUCAGCGCGUGCCCGCCGAUGUCAUCCUCCUGCACACGUCUGACGCCUCUGGCACCUGCUUCAUCCGCACGGACCAGCUCGACGGCGAGACGGACUGGAAGCUGCGCGUCGCGGUGCCGGAGUGCCAGAAGCUGCCCGAGGGGAGUCUACCCCGGCUGGAGGCGGAGAUCUAUGCGGACGCACCGACAAAGGAUAUCCACACGUUCGUGGGGACGUUCACGCUGAACAAGGCCCCGGCGGUGGAUGGUCCGCAUACGCAGGGCGUUCCUUUGCAGCCCAUACCGCCGAGCGUGUCCCCGCUGACGGCGGAGAACGUGCUGUGGGCCAAUACUGUGCUUGCGUCCGGGUCGGCGGUCGGCUUCGUGAUCUACACUGGUGCGGAGACGCGGGCAGUCAUGAACACAAGUCACCCGGAGACGAAGGUGGGCCUGUUGGAUAUCGAGAUCAAUAGAUUGGCCAAGAUCCUCUGCUUGGUGACCUUCCUCCUCUCCAUAGUCCUCGUCGCCUUGAAUGGCUUCCGCGGACUGUGGUACGUCUACAUCUUCCGCUUCCUUAUUCUCUUCUCGUCCAUUAUUCCCAUAAGUUUGCGCGUCAACCUAGACAUGGGGAAGACGGUCUACGGCUACGAGAUUAUGCAUGACCCGGAGAUCCCGAAUACCAUCGUGCGCACGAGCACGCUGCCGGAGGAGUUGGGAAGGAUACAAUACCUGCUCAGCGAUAAGACGGGCACUUUGACGCAGAAUGAGAUGGAAAUGCGCAAGUUGCACAUGGGGACCAUGGCUUUUGGUUAUGAUUCGAUGGACGAGGUCUCGCAUCAAUUGGCGGUUGCGUUCGGGGCGCAGGAGCAUCCGAGUGCCCAUAUGAUGACUGGUGCUCAGAUCGCAGGGCGAGGGCGGCGAGACAUGUCCUCCCGCGUACGCGAUGUUGUUCUCAGUCUUGCGCUUUGUCAUAACGUCACACCAGUCACCAACGACGACGGGUCAGUAGGGUACCAGGCAUCCUCCCCAGAUGAAGUCGCCAUCGUUCAAUGGACCCAAUCCGUCGGCCUCACGCUCGUCUUCCGCGACCGCACCCGCAUCGAGCUGCAAACUCCCACCGGCGCCCGCAUGGUCUUCGACGUCCUCAACAUCUUCCCCUUCACCUCCGAGUCCAAGCGCAUGGGCAUCGUUGUGCGCGAUGUCGCUUCCGGCGAGGUCACCUUCCUGCAGAAGGGCGCCGACGUCGUGAUGGCGCGCAUCGUGCAGCGCAACGACUGGCUCGAGGAGGAGACGGGCAACAUGGCGCGCGAGGGCCUGCGCACGCUCGUCAUGGCGCGCAAGCGGCUCAGCAGCGGCACGUACGACGAGUUCGCGGACGCGUAUCACGAGGCGAGCAUCCGGCUCGAGGGCCGGAAUGAGGCGAUGGCGAGCGUGGUGGCGAAGUAUCUGGAGCAUGAUUUGGAACUGCUGGGCCUAACGGGAGUGGAGGAUAAGUUGCAGGACGAGGUCAAGUCGACGCUGGAGCUGUUGAGGAAUGCGGGGAUCAAGAUUUGGAUGUUGACGGGAGACAAGAUUGAGACGGCGAGGUGCAUUGCGAUUUCGACAAAGCUUGUCGCGCGCAAUCAGUACAUUCACGAGGUUGCGAAGUUGCGCACAUCGGACGAAGUACGAGACCAGCUGGAGUUCCUGCAGUCGAAGCUGGAUUGCUGUCUGGUCAUCGAUGGCGAGUCGUUGCAGCUCUGCCUCAACCUGUUCAAGAACGAGUUCAUCGAGAUCGCCACGAAGCUAUCUGCGGUGGUAGCUUGCAGAUGCUCUCCGACACAGAAGGCCGAUGUUGCCCGCCUCAUCCGCGCUCAUACAGGCCGGAGAGUCUGCUGCAUCGGCGAUGGUGGUAACGACGUUAGCAUGAUUCAGGCCGCGGACGUCGGCGUCGGCAUCGUGGGCAAGGAAGGAAAGCAGGCCUCGCUCGCAGCGGAUUUUUCUGUCAUCCAGUUCAGCCACCUCACCAAGCUUCUGCUCUGGCACGGACGCAACUCGUACCGCCGCUCUGCCAAGCUCGCGCAGUUCGUCAUCCACCGUGGUCUGAUAAUAUCGAUCAUGCAAGCAGUGUUCUCGGCGAUCUUCUAUUUCGCGCCUAUUGCCCUUUAUCAAGGCUGGCUUAUGGCGGGUUAUGCGACGGUAUACACAAUGGCGCCGGUGUUCUCGCUCGUGCUGGAUCGGGAUGUGAAUGAGGACCUUGCGCUACUUUAUCCCGAGCUCUACAAGGAGUUGACGAAGGGACGUGCACUUUCGUACAAGACGUUCUUCGUGUGGUGCAUGAUCAGCCUGUACCAAGGCGCUGCCAUCAUGAUCAUGUCCCUCGUACUUUUCGAGACCGAGUUCCUGCACAUCGUGUCCAUCUCCUUUACUGCCCUGAUCCUCAACGAGCUCAUCAUGGUUGCUUUGGAGAUAACGACAUGGCAUAUGUACAUGGUUAUCUCCGAAGUCGUUACGCUGGCGAUUUAUGCAGGCAGUAUCGUCUUCCUGCCCGAAUACUUCGACCUCAACUUUGUCAUGACGCCUGGGUUCGUAUGGAAGACGGCGGUCAUUGUCUCGAUUAGCGCGCUGCCCUUGUAUAUCAUCAAGCUCAUACGCAGCCGAUUCGCGCCAGCUGCUUCCAGCAAGCUAUUGUAAUUUAACAGCUGAUUUAAUGGACAUUGUGGAUCCUGGAUCGGAUGUGAAUGAUCACGGCGUUCAAU